Molecule: messenger RNA, 1855 nt
Organism: Pelagomonas calceolata
Lineage: Eukaryota; Pelagophyceae; Pelagomonadales; Pelagomonadaceae
Source: the annotation of a GenBank genome assembly
AUGGCCGACGAGGCGAGCGCCGCGGCAGCCGCCCCCGCAAAAGAGGAGAAGGACUCGAAGAAGCGCGCGCGCGACGAGGCCGACGAGGCCGACGACGAAAUGCCAGAGAUGCCGGAGAAGUGGGCGAAGAAGGACAUCGGGCGGGCCAUGCUCUGGUACUACCGCGACAAACAGGGCAAGCGCCAGGGCCCCUUCUACCCCGGCCAGAUGCGCCACUGGUGGACGGCCGGCUUCUUCCAACCCACACAGCUCGUGGCGCCGUCGUUCCGGGGCGAGGUGCCGCGGGCCUUCGUCAGGGUGGACCAGUUCUUCACCGACGCGCCCGCGCGCGAGGCGGCCUUCGUCGCCGCCGAGGGCGUCGCGCUCUGGCCCGCCGCGCGCGCGGCGGCCCCGGGCCCGGGCGGCGACGGCGACGACGUCUACGCGGAGACCGUCGCGCGGGCCGACGCGGCUAAACGGCCGGCCUGGCUCGAGGACUCGAUCAAGCGCCAGCGCGCGGGCAUCCACCACACGAUCCACCAGCCCGUCGAGCGGGAGAACUACAACUAACUUGACCCGCCUGUAUGUCGUAGUACUAGGCCGUUUUUUUUUGUGCGCGAGUAAAAAAAAAACCCGCCGGCGCGUCCGUUUUUGUUGCACCGUCCGCGGGCUGCCCCCAGGCGCCGCCGCCCGUCCCGGUCGCGGCCCAAACGAUGGCGCAGCGCCGCGCGGACGAGCGGAUGGCCGGCAUCACCGCUGCGCACCGCUUCCGGCUCGGCGAGCAGCGGCCCGGCUGGCUGGCCAAGAGCAAGGCCUUCUCCAGCGUGAUGCGCCAGGAGCGGAACCUGGAGAUCAUCAAGAAGAAGAGCGACGCGCGCCGCGCGGCGUCGGAGAAGGAGAACGCGGCCGCCCCCGACGCGGCGGCGGAGGCGCCGCCGCCGACGCCCGUCGCGGCGCCGCGGCUCGCGUCGCCGCCGCCGCCCCCGCCGCUCAUGGCGCCGCAGCAGUGGGCGCCCUGGGCCGCGCCGAAGCCGACCGCCGAAGACGAGCCGGACGCCGCGGCCGACCCGUCGGCGUUCGAGCCGUUGCCGGCCGCCGCCGACGACCCGUCGGCCUUCGAGCCGCCGGUGGACGCCGAGUCGGCCUUCGAGCCGCCGGUGGACGCCGAGUCGGCCUUCGAGCCGCCGGUGGACGAACCGUCGGCGUUCGCGGCGCCGUCGCCCCUCGCGCUCGAGCCGCCGUCGCCGGCGGCGCGGCGCCGGCCCCGCGGCUCGGCGGCGACGGCCGUUCGCGCCGCGCACCGGCGCAUGGAGUCGGCGCAGGAGGCCGCGAAAAAACGCAAGGACGCCCUCCUGGAGGCCGAGCGGACGCGCAUCGCGGAGAAGGUGAAGGCGCGCGAGGCGCGGCGCGCCGCCCUGAGGCGCGGCCGCGACAUGCUCGCGACGGUCGCGGCGGCGCGGGCCGCGGCGCGCCUGGCGGAGGGCCUCCGCGCCGCGCGCGAGCGCCGCCGGCGCGCGCGCGCGGCGACGACGCUCGCGGCGUGGCGGCGGCGAACCGUCGUGGUCCGGCGGCUCGCGGCGCUCGCCGCGGUCGGCCGGUGCGUGGGCGGGUCGCUGCGCUACGCCGUGACGCAGCGCGCGCGGCGGCGGCGGCUCGCGGCGCGGCGGCUCCGGUUCGUCCUCGAGGCGAGCGCCGGCGCCGCGGGCAAGUUCCGGCACGCGGUGCGCGAGCUGGCCCGGCGCGUCCGCGUGGUCCAGCGCGCGGCGCGCGACUACCGCGUCUGCACCGCCGCGCGCCUCGCCGCGCUGCGGCUGGUCUGGCAGCGGUCGGUCGAGGCCGAGGUCGCGCGCGAGCGGCGCGUCUGCGACGCGCUCGA